AUGGAUGAUAGUUCUGAUGGUACGGGUGGGGAUGAUGAAAGUCAUGGACCUGGAUGGUCUGUGGUGAAAAGUAAAAUAAAAAAGAAUGGCCCUGCUAUAAGCGCCGCAGACAGCAGUGGCCGUUCUAGUGUUGAGACCGUGAAGAGGGUGAAGGUAGUGAAAGGCCCUGCUAUAAGCGCCGCAGACAGCAGUGGCCGUUCUAGUGUUGAGACCGUGAAGAGGGUGAAGGUAGUGAAAGGCCCUGCUAUAAGCGCUGCAGACAGCAGUGGCAGUUCUAGUGUUGAGACCGUGAAGAGGGUGAAGGUAGUGAAAGGCCCUGCUAUAAGCGCUGCAGACAGCAGUGGCAGUUCUAGUGUUGAGACCGUGAAGAGGGUGAAGGUAGUGAAAGGCCCUGCUAUAAGCGCUGCAGACAGCAGUGGCAGUUCUAGUGUUGAGACCGUGAAGAGGGUGAAGGUAGUGAAAGGCCCUGCUAUAAGCGCUGCAGACAGCAGUGGCAGUUCUAGUGUUGAGACCGUGAAGAGGGUGAAGGUAGUGAAAGGCCCUGCUAUAAGCGCUGCAGACAGCAGUGGCAGUUCUAGUGUUGAGACCGUGAAGAGGGUGAAGGUAGUGAAAAACAAAAGUGCCCACGGCGUGCGAGAGGAGCCCCAGUUUGUGACAACGCGCGCUGGAGAGAACGUCAUCCUGGGAUGCGACGUGGCCCACCCCCUGAACGGCCAGCCCUAUGUGGUGGAAUGGUUCAAGUUCGGAGUGCCCAUCCCCUUCUUCAUCAACUUCCGCUUCCACCCGCCUCAUGUGGACCCGGAGUACGCCGGCCGAGCCAGUCUGCACGGCAAAUCUUCUCUGCGGAUUGAGAAUGUGCGCUCAGACGACCAGGGCUGGUAUGAGUGUAAGGUCCUGAUGUUGGAGCAGCAGUACAACACCUUUCACAACGGCAGCUGGGUGCACCUCACAGUAAAUGCUCCCCCCAAUUUCACGGACACGCCACCACUGUACGUUGAGGCCAAGGAAGGCGGCAGCAUCACCCUGAGCUGCGUUGCUUCCGGCAACCCCAAGCCCUCCAUCAACUGGCUCCGGGAGGGCGAGCCCGUGGAGGACAGCAUCAAGUACAAGGUGUCUGAUGGGAGUCUGACGGUGCUGUUGGUCAGGCGCGAGGACAGAGGGGCGUACACCUGCCGAGCCUACAGCAUCCAGGGGGAGGUUGUCCACACCACACGCCUGCUUGUCCAAGGGCCACCGUUCAUCGUGUCCCCUCCCCAGAACCUGACGGUGAACAUAUCCCAGGCCGCCAAGCUGGACUGCCUGGCCGAGGCCUACCCUGGCAACCUCACCUACACCUGGUUCUGGGAGGACGACAACGUCUUUUUCAAGAAUGGCCUGAGGGACAGGGUCAGUAUUCUGGUGGACGGCUCGCUCAUCAUUGGCAGUGUGAAGCCAGAGGAUGCUGGGAGAUUCACCUGCAGCCCCAGCAACAGCCUGGGCCGGCCCCCAUCCGCCUCGGCCCAGCUCACAGUGCAAUACCCUGCCCGUGUCAAAGACAUGCCACCUGCCAUCUACGUGGCCAUCGGCCUGCCAGGCUUCAUCCGCUGCCCGGUGGACGCCAACCCACCCGCCACGCUGGUCAAGUGGACCAAAGAUAGCAACCCUCUCCGGAUAGAGAAGUACCCAGGUUGGAGCCAAAUGGAGGAUGGGAGCAUCCGCGUGACUGAAGUGACGGAUGACUCUCUGGGCACCUACACCUGCAUGCCUUACAACGCCCUGGGCUCUGAGGGUUGGUCCGAUCCCACUCCCCUGGUGCUAAAGGAUCCCCCCAAGUUCUCGAUUGUUCCCGGAGGGGAGUACAGGCAGGAGGCUGGGAGAGAACUGGUCAUCCCCUGUGCGGCUGAGGGAGAAUUUCCCUAUCCCAACAUCACAUGGAGGAAGGUAUGGAAGCCCAGCAAAAGCAAGCACAAUGUCCUCCCCUCAGGCAGCUUACAGUUCAAGUCCCUAAGCAAGGAGGACCACGGGGAGUGGGAGUGUGUGGCCACCAACGUCGCCACGAGCAUCACUGCCAGCACACACCUCCUAGUUAUUGGCACAAGCCCCCACGCCCCGGCCGACAUCCAUGCGGCGGUCUCCACCACCUGGGCCAACGUGUCAUGGGAGGCUGGCUACGACGGCGGCUUUGAGCAGACAUUAUCAGUCUGGGUGAAGAGGGAGCAGCUGGGCCCACAUGAUUGGCUGUCUAUAGCCGUGCCUUCUGGCCAGACAUGGCUGGUAGUGCCCGGCCUGGAGCCCCAGACGGCCUACCAGUUCAGUGUCCUUGCGCAUAACAAGCUGGGUACGGGCCCCUUCAGCGAGGUUGUUACUGUGAACACACUAGUUUUUCCUAUAAGUACCCCUGAACCACUGGUGCUGCUUACCCCACCACGAUGCCUCAUAGCCAAUCGGACGCAGCAGGGCGUCUUGCUCAUGUGGAUCCCGCCAGCCAACCACACGGCUCCGAUCGAGCGCUACGUCAUGGAGUUCCGCCUAGGGGAGAGGUGGGAUGUCCUGGAUGAUGCCAUCCCCGCUGGAGAGACAGAGCUGCUAGCCAGAGAUCUCAUUCAGGAGGCGUGGUAUGAGUUCCGGGUCAUAGCAGUCAUGGAGGAACUGGUCAGCGAGCCCAGUAACACAGUAGGAGUGUCCAGUACAGACUUCUUCCCACCCCCGGAAAUGGUGGAUGAGGGGGGGCUGGCGCGGCCGGUGGUGGCUGGCAUCGUGGCUACCAUCUGUUUCCUGGCAGCUGCUGUCCUCUUUAGCACACUGGCAGCCUGCUUCGUCAACAAGCAGCGCCGACGAAAGCUCAAGAGGAGGAGAGACCCCCCUCUCUCGAUAACACACUGCAGAAAAAGUGUGGAAACUCCGUUCUCCUCUGGUAAGGUGAGUCCGGAGAGCAUGCGUUCCAUGGGACAACCAUCAGAGUGUUCUGAGGACGGGCAUGGCAUGAGCAUGAAGAAGAUCCCCCCGAGUCCUGCGAAGAAGGAAGAACUCUCCCUGUACAAGAAAACCAAGCGAGCAAUAACGAGCAAAAAGUACAGCGUCUCCAAGUAUGAAAUGGAGGCAACCACGCCCAUCGAGCUGAUCAGCCGAGGCCCUGACGGACGCUUCGUCAUGGACCCCAGCGACAUGGAGAUGAUUUCCGUCAAUCCCCGGCGAAUUGAGGGCUUUCCCUUCGUCGAAGAGUCAGACCGCUAUCCCGAAUUCCGCCAGUCGGAUGAGGAGAACGAUGAUCCCGGGCCCAUACCCCCCGUCAUGGCAACCCUUCGACCUCACCAAAUCUCCCCCAUCUCCAGCCAGGAGUCUUACCUGCAGCCACCAGCCUACAGCCCCCGCUUUCAGAGGCCCAUGGAAGGUAUGACCAUCAUGGAGAGCAGUCGGCUCGAGGCCACGGGGCAGAUCCAAGGCUCCCUGCACCACAGAGCCUUCCCCCACAGCCACGGUCACUUCUACGGGUACCUUGGCAGCCCUGGGGAACCCGACCCUCCACCCCCUUUCUACAUGGUAGACACCAGCCCUCUGAGCUCUGUCAUGUCGUCACCACCUUACCAUCCCGAAGGGCCCUUUGGUCACCACCGCAUCCCUGAGGAGAUGGGGGAAGGAGAUAUUCAUCACUAUGCCGUCUCAAGCUUCCCCCUUCCCCUGACGCUUACCUCUUCCUCUCGCUCCCCGGAGAUCUGGCACAGACCCGAUUUCCCCUUUGCAAGUCUGGAAAGGCCCCACUUCAUUUUCCCACCCCACCACCCUUUGCAUCUCCACCGGGAACCUUUCUUUCCUCCUCCCCAUGUUCUUCCCCUUGGUGCUCUCCAGCCAUCCUCUCUCCAGGUGCCCUCCUACCCCGGUGUUCUGCAGCUGGAGGCCCCAAAGAGCUGUCCAGGCAAGUCUCCCAGCAAGGUCAAGCCUCAGGGCCUUCCAGUCAAGCGUUUAGCUAUGCAAGAGGCACAGAGUCUAGGGAAGUUAAGACACAAAAGCCACGGUAUGGGUGUGCCAGUUUUGCCUUACCCCGACCCAACAGUCCUCAUGGGCAGCCCUAGCACAUUCAGUAGACUGGACACCCGGUGGUUCGAGCCCACCCCCCGGCUCAGCCCCAGGCAGGCUCGUAGGAUGGAGCCUAGCAUGAUGGUCCUCCAACCUUCCCGCCUCUCGCCCCUCACCCAGAGUCCACUUAGUUCCCACGAGGGCUCCCCAGAGAUUCUAGUGCGACCGCGUCCCCGUCCCAGCUUCGUCCAGCCCUCCAUACCUCCAGAGAUGUCCGAGAUCACCCUGCUUCCACCCUCUUCAGCCAGCUUCUCCCGGAGGUCGUCUCUCUCUUCCUCUCCCGCCCAUGGUCAGGUUAGCAAGAGGGCAAGUCCCAGCUUCCGCUCCCACAUGGCCUUUGCCACCUCCGCCACAAGCUACCCGUCCCAGUCCCCGUCACCCCCCAUGGAAAGCAGCAACAUGUUUGGGCAGAUCCCAAGUGAUCCCAUUGGGCAGAUACCAUCCCAGAGGAGAACUGAGGAGGAGGUCCUUCCGUCCGAGCCCUCUCCACCCCAGUUGUCAGCUUCAGGAAAUCGUCGAGGUGAGCCGGGUGCCCCUGCGGGGUCUGAGAGGUUUGAUGCAUUGAGAUACCAACGUAUUAAAAAGGCCAAGAAGAUGAUGGUGGUCAACAACAACAACUCCAAGUCCAGAAGAAAAACAGGUGAGUCCUCUGGCGUUACCCAGCAGGACUACACCUCUCAGGUACUCCAGCCCGAAGAAGCUCUCUACCUCCGCAAGAAGAAGAAACGGCCAGUCAGACAGGACCCGUAUGCCCGCUUCUCCGCUCUGCUGUACCGCCGCCCGCCCCGGGAGGACCGGAAGGCCAUUUUGGCCAGCAUGGAUAACAUGGACCCAGACCAUGCCACUCUCCUCUGA
Molecule: messenger RNA, 4908 nt
Organism: Salvelinus namaycush (lake trout)
Lineage: Eukaryota; Metazoa; Chordata; Actinopteri; Salmoniformes; Salmonidae
Product: protein turtle homolog B-like
Exons: 20
Coding region: 1-4908 (1635 amino acids)
Molecular function (GO): protein binding
Source: RefSeq, a predicted model, not a curated record